Penicillium soppii is the source of this 3303-nucleotide messenger RNA. Its product is annotated as putative DUF814 domain protein. The transcript has 4 exons. The record is from RefSeq and is a predicted model, not a curated record. Gene Ontology annotation, cellular component: RQC complex. Gene Ontology annotation, biological process: ribosome-associated ubiquitin-dependent protein catabolic process; rescue of stalled cytosolic ribosome. Lineage: Eukaryota; Fungi; Ascomycota; Eurotiomycetes; Eurotiales; Aspergillaceae. Gene Ontology annotation, molecular function: ribosomal large subunit binding; tRNA binding. The coding region runs from base 1 to 3303 and encodes 1100 amino acids.
AUGAAGCAGAGAUUCUCGUCUUUGGACGUUAAGGUCAUCUCGCAGGAGCUGGCGUCGGAGUGCGUCAACCUCCGUGUGUCCAAUAUUUACGAUCUUUCUUCGCGAAUUUUCCUUUUCAAACUAGCAAAACCGGACCAUCGCCGGCAACUCAUUGUUGACUCCGGCUUUCGCACUCAUGUCACUCAAUACUCACGAACUGCCGCAACCACACCUUCGCCCUUUGUGACACGUCUCCGAAAGUACUUGAAGUCCCGUCGGAUUACAGGAAUCUCCCAAAUUGGAACGGAUCGCAUCAUCGACAUCUCUUUCAGCGAUGGCGCAUAUCACAUUUUUCUCGAGUUUUUCGCCGGCGGUAAUAUCAUCUUGACAGACCGCGAUUACAACAUUAUUGCUUUGUUCCGGCAGGUUGCCCCUGGCGAGGGACAAGAGGAGAUUAAGGUCGGAUUGCAAUACAUCGUAUCAAACAAACAAAACUAUGAUGGAAUUCCGGAUAUUACAGCAGAACGAGUGAAGCAGACACUAGAGAAAGCACAGGCACUCUUUGCGCACGAGGGCCCUGCAUCCAAGAAAUCUAAGAAAAAGAGUGCGGAUGUUUUGCGGAAGGCCUUGUCGCAGGGCUUUCCUGAAUAUCCUCCUUUGCUACUCGAUCAUGUCUUUGCGGUCAAGAAUUUUGAUACCACCAUCGCACUGAAUCAAGUUUUGGAAAGCCAGGACCUAUUGCGACAGGUGCAAGAUGUGUUGGAAGAGUCGCAGCGUAUCUCCAACGGAUUUGAUACUGGGGACAGCCAUCCAGGCUACAUUGUCGCGAAGGAAGAUACCCGCCCCGUUCCCGAGGAAGAAGGUUCAUCCAAAGGCCCAGGUCUACUGUACGAAGACUUCCAUCCCUUCAAGCCUCGACAGUUUGAAGGUAAACCGGGAGUGAAAAUUCUUGAGUUUGAGCGCUUCAAUGCCACAGUCGAUGAGUACUUCUCCUCGCUAGAAUCGCAGCGUCUCGAAUCGCGUUUGACCGAACGAGAGCAAGCAGCCAAGAAGAAGCUCGAAUCCGUUCGAGAAGAACACAAAAAGCGGAUUGAUGCCCUCAAGGAUGCGCAAGAGCUUCACAUUCGCAAAGGUGAAGCAAUCCAAGACAACGUGUAUCGAGUCCAAGAGGCAAUGGAUGCUGUCAAUGGGUUGGUCGCUCAGGGAAUGGACUGGGGCGAGAUUGCACGCCUGAUCGAGAUGGAGCAAAGUCGGGGAAACCAAGUAGCGCAGAUUAUCAAGUUACCUCUGAAGCUGUAUGAGAACACAAUUACUCUCCUCCUUGGAGAGGCAGGCGAUGACGAAGAUGACGACGAGGAGUUUUCCAGCAGUGAUGAAUCAGACUCGGACUCAGACAACAAUGAACAAGAGCAGACAGGGCGUGCGGAGCGAGAGUCUAAGCUACUGACCAUCGACAUCGACCUUGGGCUGAGUCCAUGGGCAAACGCGUCGCAAUACUACGACCAGAAGAAACAAGCCUCAGAGAAGGAGCAGAGAACCACCCAGUCAUCUGCAAAGGCACUGAAGAGCCACGAGAAAAAGGUUACGACCGACCUUAAGAAAGGCCUGAAGAAGGAGAAGCAAGUCCUGCGACAAUCCAGGACGCCAUUCUGGUUCGAGAAAUUCAUUUUUUUCAUCUCUUCAGAAGGUUACUUGGUUAUCGGUGCACGGGAUUCCAUGCAGAGCGAACUGCUCUACCGUCGUUACCUGACCAAGGGAGAUGUUUUCGUCCAUGCUGACCUAGAAGGUGCAACACCAAUCGUGGUGAAGAAUCGGGCCGGGAAUACAGAUGCGCCAAUCUCUCCAAGUACACUCUCCCAGGCCGGCAACCUUUGCGUCGCGACAUCUUCUGCUUGGGAUUCAAAGGCUGUUAUGUCCGCUUGGUGGGCGCAUGCUCACCAGGUAUCGAAGAUUGCAGAUAACGGUAGUGGCAUUUUGCCGACAGGUGUCUUCCAAAUUAAAGGAGAGAAAAACUUCUUGGCUCCCUCACAACUGGUCCUUGGAUUUGCCAUCAUGUUCCAAAUCAGCCUGGAAAGCGUCCGAAACCACAAGCAGCGAUUCGACACAUCCGAUAUUCCAGAAUCUGCUAUCACUCCUGGCGAUCAGCCUGAACUUCCUAAAUUGACUGACUCAUCUUCUGUGGAAAUUCCUGCAAAGCAGACAGAGCCUGUUGAACAGGCCAAUUGCGAUGCCAUUUCAGAUGAGAAAGAAGAAGCAGAUAAGGAGGGAGAGGCAUCCGAAGACGAGGAAGACGAAGAUAACAACGCUGCAGCAGGAAACCCCCUUCAACGGGGUGAUUCCGAGCUACCGGCUACCCAGCAAUCGCACGAAUCUGAGCCUGAGUCUGAGUCGGAGGAUGAAGAGGAGCAAGAAGUCGCAGAGACACAGCUUGAAGGCGAACCAAAGUCACCGUCAACUCCAGGUCAGCCUGCUGUCUCUGAGCAACCAGAGGAGCCAAAACUCUCUGCUCGUGAGAGACGUACUUUGCGACAGGGCAAACCGCUUGAUCGUCCCGAAGAACCAGCCGCGCCACGCAUUGCCCCCACUCGGGGUAAACGGGCGAAGGACAAGCGUGCCGCUGCUAAGUACGCUCAUCAAGAUGACGACGAACGUGAACUCGCCCUUCGGCUGAUUGGUGCCAACAAAGGCAAAGUCGCCAAGGCAGAAAAAGCGGCCGAAGCCAAGGAACAGCGCGAGCGAGACGCCGAGGCACAACGGCAACGCCGGCGAGCCCAGCAUGAGCGCGCAGCCGAAGCUGAGCGCAAACGCCAAGCCCAAUUCACGGAGAAUGGUGCAGACGAUUACAAUGAGGAGACCGCUGCCGCGGAAGCUGCGGAUCUUACUUGGAUCCCAGCUUUGGUCGGUACGCCGACUGUAGAUGAUGAAGUUAUUGCUGCCAUUCCAGUAUGUGCCCCAUGGGCUGCACUUGGACGCUACAAAUACAAGGUCAAGUUGCAGCCAGGUGCUGUGAAAAAAGGAAAGGCUGUCAAGGAGAUUGUUGGCCGGUGGGUGUCUGAAACCACCACUGGCAAGGUCAAGAAAGAGCAUGCCGAAGAAGUUGGAAUCCCUCGUGCCGAUGCGGAGCGUCUCCGGGAACGUGAAGGCGAGCUCAUCAAGGGAUGGAAGGAUACAGAGAUUAUCAACACAAUGGUUGUUGGUAAGGUGCGCAUCAUGACUGCAGGAGCUGGAAGCGGAGGAGGAGGUGGUGGUGAUAAGGGCAAGGGCAAAGGUGGAAAGGGCGGUGGCGGUAGUGGAAAAGGAGGGUCUAAAGGUAAGAAGAAAUGA